This is a messenger RNA of Chlamydomonas reinhardtii, 1787 nucleotides long. RefSeq lists its product as uncharacterized. The coding region runs from base 30 to 1070 and encodes 346 amino acids. The transcript has 3 exons. The record is from RefSeq and is a predicted model, not a curated record. Lineage: Eukaryota; Viridiplantae; Chlorophyta; Chlorophyceae; Chlamydomonadales; Chlamydomonadaceae.
GUCUAGUGUGAAUGGACUGAUGGACAACAAUGGACUUGCCCCCGCCGCCGCGCUGCCCCACCACCGACGCCCGCCAUUGCCUGCUGGACUGGCUGGUUCACCUACACCAGACAGCCUGCCUGACGCCUGUGGAAGCGAACGGCGUCAACAACAAAGCGGAUGGCCUUGCGUCAAUUUGCACCAACUACAUCCCAGGCUGCCUAUCGUUCCACCUGGACACCGGCAUGUUCUAUGCCUCCAACGACAUCGCACUGCUCCAGGCGUCGCCCGCCAACAAUGUCUACCUGAGGUCCCUCAGCCCACCCAGCCCCAUGCCUCCUAAACCAUCCUCACCGCCAUCGCCCACACCACCGUCGCCCAUGCCAACCAGCCCCGCGCCGCCAAGCCCUGCACCUCCCAUACCCCUGCCGCCUUCACCGGUGCCGCCCAGCCCCGCACCGCCUAGCCCCGCACCGCCUAGCCCCGCACCGCCCAGCCCCGCACCGCCAAGCCCCCGGCCUCCUUCACCGGUGCCUCCAAGCCCCGCACCGCCUAGCCCCCUGCCACCUUCACCGGCGCCGCCCAGCCCCGCACCGCCCAGCCCCGAUCCACCUUCACCAGCGCCGCCCAGCCCCGAGCCGCCCAGCCCAGAGCCGCCUUCACCAGCGCCGCCCAGCCCUGAGCCGCCCAGCCCAGAGCCGCCCAGCCCUGCGCCACCCAGCCCAGAGCCGCCCAGCCCCGUGCCACCCAGCCCUGCACCCCCUUCCCCCGUGCCGCCAAGCCCGCCGCCCCCUUCGCCUUCUCCCCCGACUCCCAUCAUUACGAACGGUCAAGGCACUGGCCAGCAGCAGAUCUCAAGCGGUGGUGCUACGCCCGGGCCUGUGAGCGGCGCCGCAACCCUGACAACGAGCGCUGGCAAUGAUGACGUGGUGAUUCCCAUUCUAGCAGUGUUGGUCCCGUGCGUGGUUUUGAGCAUGAUUGGCGUGUUCACUUGGUGGAUGCUGCGGCAGCGGCGGUUGAAGGCGGCGGCCACGGGCGCAACGUCGGGUGCUGCCGCUCCCCAGCCGCAACAAGGGGAGGGCCGCGUGUAGGUGUGGUGUGCUCGGGUUGUGAAGUCCCAACUAAAAGCGCCAUUAGUACAUCAAUGGUUAAUGCCAGUGCGUCUUGUCAAACGCACGAGUACUAGUAUUCAUGUUAACGCGUUGUGGAUCCGUGCGGCCACCGUCUCGGUAAUAAUGCGUUGAUGAAUUGCUCCCCUGGCUGCCGGCGUGUGUGGCCGUUGCCUCCGCCCGUCCUUUCUUCAUUGCAGUGAUUGAGAGUAUUACGUUGCUCAUUCAUGGUCUGCGCAUUCGCGUACUCAUGCAUUCACAACUGUACUAUGUUGUCACACCGCCACCAGUGCUUUCCUGUACCAUUGAUAAUUGGUGCUUGUAGAGUUCAGUCUAGGAAGAGCGGUGACUGUGUUCCGUACGUGAGCUUCGGGGAGGACGGGAAACGUGGAGCCGUCUUUGGACACCUCCAGUCCAUUGAGGCGCUUCUGGGUUCAGUUUUGCCAUCAGUCAGGAAGACACAUCCGUCACCUUGAUUGCACAGACAGGUACUUACUAUUACUCUUUACAACAGGAAUGAUUUACAUCCACUUUAUUUUUAAGCUGUGACGAGCUGUUGUACGGCGUUCCCGUUCCGUACUUGCACGACAGGGAUGGUGCGUUAAUGUGCAUGGUGCAUGGCUGUCGCACAAUGAUGUGUUGUACUCACCGUCCCCACGGCCAGCGCUGCGUCGCGGUACCGUGUAACAUGCAUGCUGU